AUGUCAGCAGAGGCCGAGCUCCAGCCGGGUUUCAAAACCAUCCAACGAAAGGAGUUGAGGAGGCUCAAAGGUCAGGAUCGCACCGAGGCAGGGCUUAUCAAGCGUUUCCGUGGAGAUGGUGUGCGCUAUAAAGCCAAGCUGAUUGGGAUUGAUGAAGUGACAGCAGCACGUGGGGACAAGCUGUGUCAGGACUCCAUGAUGAAGCUCAAGGGUAUGGCUUCCUCAGCACGUUCCAAAGGGGAGCACAAGCAGAGAGUCUUCUUGACAGUCUCUUUCGGUGGGAUCAAGAUUUAUUGUGAAAGAUCAGGGGUGCUCCAGCAUCAGCACUCAGUCCAUGAAAUCAGUUACAUUGCCAGGGACACCAGGGACCACCGGGCUUUUGGAUAUGUUUGUGGAAAAGAAGGCUCCCACAGGUUUGUCGCCAUCAAGACUGCCCAAUCGGCGGAGCAUCUCAUUAUUGACCUGCGAGACCUCUUUACACUCAUCUUUGACAUUAAGCAGCGGGAGGAGUUGGAAAAAAAGGCUCAUAAAGACAAACACUGUGAUCAGGCGGUCUACCAGACCAUCCUUGAAGACGAAGUAGACGAUCCAGUUUACCAGUACAUAGUGUUUGAGGCUGGACAUGAACCCUUCCAUGGCCCCCAGUCAGAGGAGACUGUUUAUCAGGUCCCAAGCAGUCAACAGAGGGAAGGGAUCUAUGAUGUCCCAAAACGCCAUUUCAUGACUAAUAUCAACCACUUUGAUCUUUUUGGGGACAUGUCAACUCCUCCUUCGAUGCCGCCGUCACCUGCCAACUCACUGGACCCAAGCAGGAGCAGCCGGCAGCAGCAGCAGCAGCAGCAGCAGCAGCCACACAACCCUGCAGAUAUGUAUGCCCCUUUCAGCUCCACGUCUGUGCCAUCUGGUUAUAUGACCAUGGGCCCAGUGCAGUCAUCCCAGUGGGCCCAGCAGCCGUUUCAUGGCCAGUCUCAGACUCUCGCCUUCCCCGUACAAGGUUCUCUGCAGGUUGCUCAAGUCCUUCCUGGUGGCCAGCCUAUCCUCUGGAGCCAGGCUAACAUAUUCCGAGCCACCCAGCAGCAAUGGGCAGCCAUGGCAGCAUACAUGCCGGCCGAGACUAUGAGUGUGGGGAGCCACGCAGUUCAGGCUGCCAUGCUCCAAAGCUUAGUGCCCAUUCCCACCAUGUGCUCCCAAGCCUGCAACCUUUCCUCCCCCUCCUCAGCAAUCACCAGCCCACAGCACACAGCUGACUCCAUCCCGCUUCAGAGGCAGCUCAGCCUGGGAAAAGACAGCUUAAGCAUUGAUUUGGAUGCAGGGGAAGGCCCGUCUACAUUGGGGUCCAGUGGGAUGCCAGUGAACAGGUGUGCAACCCCAGGCCUUGUUGACGCAACUGACAGCCUUGUUGGGAGUCAACUACCGUUGCCCCCUGCUGCUGCCACGCAAGAAGAUGAAGGCAGUGACCUUGAUUUCUAUCGAAUGACUUUAAGCGCCACUUCUCCAUCUACUGAAUCACGACUGGAUGGAAUAACAGGAGGAAUACUCAAGGCAGAUGCUGACCUACUAGCAACAGUCUUCACAGAAAUUCUUCAAGCUGUCACUGGAACACGGCAUCAUUCCAACCGGGCUAAAAUCUGUCACCAUCAUCAUUGUCCACAAAAAGUCACCCACAAAAAAACCUCCAAGAGAGUCAUCCUGGAUUUCUGGCAGCACAAAACACGACUCCCCCUGUACGAAAGCGUGGAGCAAGUGGAGUCCUUCAAAUUCUUGGGGUCCACAUCUCUGCUGACCUCUUCUGGACAAUCAAAACCACCACACUCGUUAAGAAGGGGCAUCAAAGGCUACACUCCUUGA
Molecule: messenger RNA, 1848 nt
Organism: Nerophis lumbriciformis (worm pipefish)
Lineage: Eukaryota; Metazoa; Chordata; Actinopteri; Syngnathiformes; Syngnathidae
Source: RefSeq, a predicted model, not a curated record